GCUUGUUCUAAUCGCCGCUAGGAAUCAUGUCGUGGAGGAACGUCAAUGCUGAAAAGGUGGCCUUGCUCAAAACGAUCAACAAGGUCAUCGACUGUCUCGUCAAUAUCAAGGAUGAGACGGGAGAAUUCCUGAUGACGAUUCCCGAUGGUCGGGUUAUCGAUACGAAGGGAUGGGAUGACUGGGAAUGGACUCAUGGUGUAGGAUUGUAUGGCUUGCACAAGUUGCAUGAGAUAACGGGCGACGAAAACGCGUUAGGCAUCGCUCUAGCCUGGUUCAAGGAUCGAUUCGAGAUCGGAACGACCAAAAACGUGAACACCAUGUCCCCUCUACUCACAGCCGCGUACAUCCACGAAGCCAAGCUCGCGAAUUACUACGUCCAUCUCGACUCCUGGGCGGAAUGGGUCAUGUAUGAUAUGCCGCGCACAGAAGAAGAAGGGCUUCAGCAUAUAACGUAUCUGGUGGACAAUCACCAGCAACUAUGGGACGACACGUUGAUGAUGAGCGUACUGCCGCUGACGAAGAUUGGACUCAUCUUGAAUCGACCUCACUACGUCGAAGAAGCAAAGCGGCAAUUCCUGCUGCAUAUCAAGUACUUGGCGGAUCCGCAGACAGGACUUUGGUUCCAUGGAUGGACCUUUGACGGGCGGCACCAUUUUGCGAAGGCGAGAUGGGGACGAGGGAAUUGCUGGAUCACAGUCGCCAUCCCGGACUUUAUUGAGCUACUGCAGCUCCCCCCGACCGACGGCCUCCGCAUGUUCCUGACCUCUACGUUGAAGGCACAAAUCGAUGCACUCGUCAAGCUCCAAGACCCAGACAGCGGAUUGUGGCACACGCUUCUCGACGAUCCAAGCUCUUACCUCGAAGCUUCGGCCACGGCAGGGUUCGCAUACGGAAUUUUGAAGGCGAUUCGCAUCCGAUUGAUUCCAAAGGAGGAAAAGUACAUGGCAUGUGCGAGGAAGGCGAUAGGCGCGGUGCUGGCAAACAUCUCGGAGAAGGGAGAGCUGUUGCAAACAUCAUUCGGCACGCCAGUGUUCGACGAUUUGGACGGGUAUAAACAGAUACCGCUGACUAGUAUGCCGUACGGCCAAAGCCUUGCACUUCUGGCGCUGACGGAAUGGUUGAGAACAUUCAUGUAG
This is a messenger RNA of Punctularia strigosozonata HHB-11173 SS5, 1136 nucleotides long. RefSeq names its product glycoside hydrolase family 105 protein. The record is from RefSeq and is a predicted model, not a curated record. NCBI's taxonomy places the organism in Eukaryota, Fungi, Basidiomycota, Agaricomycetes, Corticiales, Punctulariaceae. Gene Ontology annotation, biological process: carbohydrate metabolic process. The transcript has 4 exons. Bases 27 to 1136 code for a protein of 369 amino acids.